AAAAAUCGGGAGAAGGGUCCAACGAAGAACAUAGACGAGACGACAUCGACAUCCCUUCUCCCUCCUUCCUCCUUCCUCCUCUUCAAUCCCUUCACAGUCUGAGCAAAUCCCACUCCCAAAAUUCCGAUUCCCCCUGCAACCCUAACCCUCCCCCGCCAAGAAUGAGCCCAUAAUGGGAAGGAAGCGGCGGAGAAAGGGCCCCACCGAAGCCGCAGAUCCCGUCAACGUCUUCGGCCGCGUCCUGUCCCCUGACACCGGCAGGGAGUUGGGCUCCGUCCAGUUCGCUGACUUCCGGAGUUUAGAUAUUGAUCCAACUAGCGCAGAGAUGUCUGGGAAAGUUUAUCCCGUGGGUGUGGUAUGUACGAGAAAUAUUAUGAAUGGAGAAGGUGGAGGAGACGCUGGACUUGAGCCGUUUGUAGGUAUGGAGUUUGAUUCAGCUGAUGAUGCUCGUGACUUUUAUAACUUGUACGCUGCACGAGUGGGAUUUAAAAUGAGGAUCGGUCAACUUUACCGAUCGCGAGUCGAUGGAUCCGUUUCAAAUAGGAGAUUUGUGUGCUCGAAGGAGGGGUUCCAGAUCAACUCAAGAACUGGCUGCCCAGCUUUCAUUAGGGUGAAGAAGUGCGAUUCUGGCAAGUGGGUCAUCGACCAGUUCGCUAAGGAUCACAAUCAUGAGCUUGAACCUUCUGGUGAGGACCAAUCGGUCAUAUUAGAGGCCAAAACCCCGUUGAGAAACAACCCGAUCGUUGAUGUGCCUCACAGGCCACGUACUAAGCUGCUAGAUGUAGUUAAUCCCAAACGUGCGAAAAUUGUUCCUGAUGUAGGACAGGAUAAGAUCGAACCAUGUAUUGGUUUAGAGUUCAAUACUGCUAAUGAGGCCUACCAGUUUUAUAAUGUCUUUGCUAUGAAGACGGGGUUUAGGGUUCGGAUUGGUCAGCUGUUUCGGUCAAAGCUUGAUGGGUCAAUUACUUCUAGGAGGUUUGUGUGCUCGAAGGAAGGUUUUCAGCACCCAUCGAGAGUUGGUUGUGGCGCAUUUAUGAGGAUAAAGAGGCAAGAUAAUGGGACUUGGGUUGUGGACCGUCAUCAGAUGCAUCAUAACCACGAGCUCGAACUUCAAAUGGAAUCGAGUAGAAGCCUUUCAUCGAAGAAACUUGUUGAAGAGAUUAAUGGAGGAUUACUGGAUAAGGAUGAAACAGUUGUAGCAAGUGCUGUGAGACCAAGGAAAGCACAACAUAGGGCAAAUAACAUAGAGAGUGAUUGGUACAAUGUGCUUCUCAAUUAUUUCCAGGGCAAACAAGCUGAGGACACGGGAUUUUUCUAUGCCUUGGAAAUUCAGAUGGGCCGCUCCCGCAGUAUUUUCUGGGCUGAUGGUAGGUCAAGAUUUUCGUGCAGCCAAUUCGGGGAUGCUGUUGUAUUUGAUACAUCCUAUAGGAGCGGGGAUUAUUCCGUACCUUUUGCUACUUUCACCGGCAUUAACCAUCACAAGCAACCUGUGCUCCUUGGUUGUGCCCUAAUUGCUGAUGAGUCCAAGGAAACGUUUGCCUGGCUGUUCGAGACAUGGGCUCGUGCAAUGUCAGGGUGCCGUCCCAAGUCCAUAAUAGCGGAUCAAGACAAGGCCAUCCGUGAAGCGAUAGCACAAGUAUUCCCAGGGACCCAUCACCGGUUCUCGGCGUGGCAAAUGAAGGCGAAGGAAAAUGAGAACUUGGGCUCUUUGAGUGGAAACUUCAAGUACGAGUACGACAGGUGCAUCUAUCAGAGUCAGACGACUGGUGAGUUUGAUUCCGCAUGGAACACUCUUCUGCACAAAUACAACUUGGUGGGUAACGAGUGGCUGAAGCUUAUGUACGAGUACCGUGAGAACUGGGUCCCCCUGUACCUACGUGGGACGUUCUUUGCUGGCAUCCCCGUGAACGGGAGUCCUGAUGCUUUCUUUGGGGCAUUUUUGAGUGCUCAAACUCCACUGAGGGAGUUUGUUCCUAGAUACGAACGAGCUCUUGAGCAGCGACGUGAGGAAGAAAGAAAGGAAGACUUCAACUCAUUUAACCUCCAGGCAUUCUUACAGACUAGCGAACCGGUGGAGGAGCAGUGUAGAAGGCUGUACACCCUUGCAAUCUUCAAAGUCUUCCAAAAAGAGAUCCUACAGAGCUACGGCUUCCUGGGGUCAAAGAUCUAUGAGGAAGGGCCAAUCUCCAGGUACUUGGUUCGAAGAGGCGGGGCCACGGAGAUUGAGAAGCACAUUGUGACAUUCAACGCAUCAGAUCUUGAGGCGAGCUGUGGUUGCCAGAUGUUCGAAUCAGAAGGGGUUCUCUGCAGACAUGUCCUGAGGUUGUUCCAGAUGUUGGAUGUGAGGGAAAUACCGUCACGGUACAUUCUGCACAGAUGGACGAGGAACGCAGAGUAUGGAGGAAUCGCCCGGGAUAUUGAGUCAGGAAUCAGCUCUCAGGAGCAGCUUAAGGCAAUGAUGAAGUGGAGCCUCCAGGAAAUGGCCUCCAGGUUUGUCGAGUCGGGGAUAUCGUCCUAUGAAAACUACAAGCUCGCAUACGAGAUUAUGAGAGAUGGUGGCAGGAAACUCUGCUGGCAAAGGUAAGUGUUCGUUCAAAUGUGUGAGCAGCCUCAAAGAUAAGAUCUUGUGGAAAUCGAAUCCAGUUCCUGGAAGUCGAAAUAUGUGAAUACUGCAGUCCCUUGGAAUUGGCUAAUUUAUUUCUGUCUUCUUUUUUUUUUUUCCGUUUUUCUGUUUUUCGACUAGAGUUUCUGUUUUUCUUUUUUUCCAUAUGUAAUGGAAGUGCAGUGUAUAUGGGGAUUAAACUUUUUGCCACUUCUCUCCCUUAAAUAGUUAAUGGGAAAUCCUUCUCACUUAAUAUGGGAUUAAGCGUCUUUGAGAUCA
Messenger RNA from Punica granatum (pomegranate), 2881 nucleotides. The record is from RefSeq and is a predicted model, not a curated record. NCBI's taxonomy places the organism in Eukaryota, Viridiplantae, Streptophyta, Magnoliopsida, Myrtales, Lythraceae.